AUGGAACCAAUAUCAACAACAAUUUGCGUGAUCAGUUUUUUAUUCGGUGCUGGCUACAUCACUAAAAAAGUAACUGAUUCAGUAAACAAAGGUCACAAAAAUAAAAAAAGAAAGAUAGAAUUAAAAGGUAAAACAAUAGAACAAGCUAGAGAAGAUAAUAAAAAAGCUCAAGAAGAAAAGAAAGAAGCUAGGGAUGCAUUGGAAGAGCAAGAAAGAAAGAAUAGAGAGUUACAAAAAGAAAUAGAACAAGCUAAAAAGAAAGCUAAAGACACUAUGGUAACUUUAGAAGAACAGUUGACUAAUGGGCAGAAAGCAAGUCAAAACUAUUCUGAUAUACUAAAAGGAAUAGAGGAUAGAAUAAAUAAAAAUAACUCAAUAAUUUCAGAUAUAGGAAAGAAUAUUGAUGAUAAGAAUUAUCCUCAAGGAGAAUGUAUUAAAUAUGGUUUAAAAUUAACUACUAGAAGUCAAGUAUAUGAAAUUUAUCUUAAUGAACCUAUAGAUGAGAAUAAAAUAACUUUUAAAAAUUUACCAAAAGAAGCAAAAAUUAAUCUAAUCAAUGCCCAGAGACAUAUUAACUAUCAUUAUCCUACUAAAGAAACUAGAGAGCAAGUAACUAAAUUAGAUAUUAGUGGUAAAAAAUUAGAAGGUCAUUUAGAUCUAUCUGAUUUUAUUAAUUUAGAAGAACUUAAUUGUUUUGAAAAUAAACUAACCUCACUAAAUUUAAGUAAUUGUCAAAAGUUAGAGAAUUUAUAUUGUUCUCGUAAUCAAUUAACUAGUUUAGAUGUAAGUAAUUGUGCUAAUUCAAUUAAACUUAAUUGUUCUAAUAAUAAUUUAACUAAACUUAUUUUACCUACUAACCCUACUAAUUUAAAAGAAUUAUAUUUAAGCAAUAAUAAUUUACCUGAGCAAGACCUAUCUUUUUUAAAAUUCAUAAGUAAAAUGAGUAAAUUAGAAUUUCUUAAUAUUAGCUAUACUGAUAUUAAUGAAGUAAAUAUUGAUAAAUUACCCAAGAGUUUAGCAAGGAUUGAAUAUUCUACUGAUUUAAGACCAGAUUGUAAACUGACUAAAAUAGUUCCUUUAUUAAAUAAAUAUUUUGACUUAACCCAGUUAAGUGGUCAAGAAUUAAUAGAGAAGUUUAUUCAGCAACAAGCUGCCGGAGGAUUUAGCAAGAUUUAUAAGGCUAACUGUAAAGAAAUAAAAAAAUAUGAUGAAUAUACUGAAAGUGAAGAAGUAGUUCUAAAAAUUCUUAAUAACUCUAAAGAAAUAACUCAUGAAUUCUUAACUGAAAUUACUAAUACUAAUUUAGUUGGUGGUUUAGUUGUAAAUUGCUGUGACAGUAUUCCUUUACCUCAAAAAAUAAAAGAUGAAAAAGAAAAUAAUACUCCUAUUUCUCAACAAUUUAAAGUAAUAGAAAAAGAAUACAAUGAUUUCUCUCUAAAUACUCCUUAUAAAAUUCAUGCUAAUGCUAUUACUACUAGCAAACCUAUAAACACUAGACUAAUUACUGAAUUAUUAUCCAGUAAAAUGUCUAGUUUAGAUCUAUCAAAAACUAUUCUAAACUAUCACUCUACAGAACUAGAUUUUGAUAUCACAACUUCAAUUUCUACUACAGAACUAACUAAAAGAUUACGCUCAAUGUCUAUGGAAGAAGCCCAUAAAAAAGAACCUAAAACAGUGAAAUUAGACAGAAUAGAAGGAAAAGAACUCUUUUCAGAACCAAUGCUAAUAGACUAUAAAUGGACUGAUAUUAAUAUUGGAUUAAAAGCAACUGAUUACAAUCUUGCUACUUGGUUGCGAGAUAUUAAACAAUUAACUACUGAACAAGUAUUAAAACAUUAUAAUCUAGAACAAUUAAAGCAAGAAUAUCAAAACUACUUAAAUAAUCAGUUACAAACUAAUAUAGAACAGUUACCUAAAUAA
Messenger RNA from Entrophospora candida, 1920 nucleotides. The record is from the annotation of a GenBank genome assembly. NCBI's taxonomy places the organism in Eukaryota, Fungi, Glomeromycota, Glomeromycetes, Entrophosporales, Entrophosporaceae.